UUACAUUUUCCAGGACCAUUCUGCACAGCUGUCUCAUCCUAUAUGCGAUUGACGAACCCGACGGAGCAUGUCAUCUUGUUCAAAAUCAAAACAACCGCGCCUAAGAAAUACUGUGUGCGUCCAAACUGUGGAGUCCUAGAACCAAAGACCACGAUCGAAAUUGCAAUUAUCCUUCAACCAUUCAUCUUCGAUGCGGCCGAAAAGAACAAACACAAGUUUCAUGGUGCAGUCGAUGAUCAUGCCGGAAGGCGACGGUCAGCACCGAACAGCUAUGGAAGGAUGUCAGCCCGGAUGACCUUAUGGACUCUAAACUGCGGUGUGUAUUCGAGUUGCCGGCCGAGACAAAUCAGACCGCACCGGGGGGCGCCAAUCACGGCUACUAGCACUACUACCAGUCAGUCAGCUAACGCUACACCGAAUAAGAACGAAUCGGGUGUGCCAGUGGCAGAUACACAGUACGGUGGCAGUGGCGUUAGUAACGAAGAAGACAAGACGGAUUGAUGCAGGAAGUGAAGAAACUGCGGGAAUCUGAAUGUUCCUUACGUCACGAGAAUCUGAUGCUAAAGG
Molecule: messenger RNA, 567 nt
Organism: Aedes aegypti (yellow fever mosquito)
Lineage: Eukaryota; Metazoa; Arthropoda; Insecta; Diptera; Culicidae
Exons: 3
Coding region: 43-501 (152 amino acids)
Biological process (GO): endoplasmic reticulum membrane organization
Cellular component (GO): endoplasmic reticulum membrane; plasma membrane
Molecular function (GO): FFAT motif binding
Source: RefSeq, a predicted model, not a curated record